GCUGGACUCCCAUGAUGCACCGCACUGCCAACGUAUGCAAACAGGAACAUGGCUACCGGUAUUUAACAUCAGAAGCCCGUCGUUACAACAAACUUCUGUUGACCUGACACCGUCUGUGACUGAAUUUUCUGUGCCUCCGCCACAGAAGAAAAGCCUUGUUAGAGUAUUUCUUAGAGCAGACCUUCUGAAAACAGCGUCGUCGUUGUUCAUCAAUCACAGACAGUGUGGGUCAAUAUGGCGAGUCCAAGGACCAGGAGAGUUCUGAAGGAAGUGAGAACCCAAGACGAGAAUAAUCUAUGUUUUGAAUGUGGUGCUUUUAACCCUCAAUGGGUUAGUGUGACCUAUGGUAUCUGGAUUUGUCUUGAGUGCUCUGGCAAGCACAGAGGCCUGGGAGUCCAUCUCAGUUUUGUGCGCUCUGUCACCAUGGACAAGUGGAAAGAUCUCGAGCUUGAGAAGAUGAAAGCGGGAGGAAAUGGAGCAUUUCGUCUAUUUCUUGAACUCCAACAUGAUUAUGAUCCCACCUGGACGUUACAGGAGAAAUACAACAGCAAAGCUGCUGCACUCUUUAGAGACAAGGUUGCAACUUUAGCAGAGGGUAAGGAGUGGUCCAUUGAGACAUCCACUGCCAAAAACUGGACAUCCCCUCAACCCAAGACCAACCUGUCGGCCUCCCAUCGCUCUGGAGGACCUGGCCAAAGCUCAGCAAAACCUGGUGACAAGGCUUUUGAAGACUGGUUGAGUGAUGACGUUAACUCAUAUCAGAGUGGAGGGGGCUAUAGUGGGAAUCAAGAGAAUCGGUAUGUUGGCUUUGGCAACACCGUGACCCCAGAGAAGAAAGAGGAUGACUUCAUCAACAAUGCCAUGACUUCUAUUUAUUCAGGCUGGAGCAAUUUUGCUGUCGGAGCUAGCAAGUUUGCUUCUAUUGCUAAAGAUAAUACAUCUAAACUUGCCAACCAAGCAACCUUGAAGUUAAAGGGCUAUAACGCUCCCCCAGAACCGGCUGCAGAAUUAGGACAGACAUUAAAUGAGAAUGUUAUCAAACCCACUCAAGAAAAGGUAAAAGAUGGCAAAUUUCUAGAUGAAAUGGCAGUCGGCAUCACUGGGCUGGCAACCAAGGUUCAGGGAGCUGGUUCAAAGUUGACUAAUCUGUUCACGGGAAAACCAGAGGAUGGGUCUACUGGAGAGAGCUACCAGAACAUGGAUCCCACUGAGGGAUAUCAGGGAAGUUCUAGCCAGCCGGUCUCAAAGGACUUCUGGGAAACCUUUGGCAGCAGCAACUCCUUGAAGGCCAAGAAGUCACCCAGCAGUGACAGCUGGACCAUCGCAGAUAAUUCUGCAAAGAAGAGCUCUGACAGUUGGGACAAUUGGGGCUCCGAAGCAGCGUCCAACAAUAAACACAGCACAGAGGAGAGCUGGGAAGCCUGGGACAACAACUGGGAGAACGCAGAUGGUAAGACGAAGAAGAGUCCCACAAAACCUGCUGAGGAAACCUGGGAUAAUGCAGACUGGUAGUGACCUCUCAGCCAUACAUCCCCUCACCCUUUUCCCCACUCUGGCCUUUCCCCCAUUUCUCUCCCUCGCUUUCUCUGUUCAUUUUACUGGCACUUUUUAUGGAAAGAGCUUCCCAUCGAUCCAAUCAAAAUAUAUUUAUUCUAAAAUCAAUGAAAAAACAUAAAUGAAGCCCAAGUUAGGUUCUGCUCAUUGUUAAAGGGAUAUUCUUCAAAAUAUAAAACUAUACUGACUUCCAGUCAUGUAUUUUAUUGUAAAUGGCCUUUCAUCAGGAAGUAAAAAUGAAUCAGUGUAGAUAUGGUCAUAACUUUCUUCCUGAGUUCAGUACUCUUAAAGUUAAAUAAGCCACUGUGCAUACGGCGCAGGUUCAAUAAUAAUGGUUCUCAAUUCAAAGUAAAACCAAUCCAUGACUGAGCAUAUAUGACACUGUAAAUAUAUAUUAUUGUAAAUACAGGAUGAUUUACUGAACAACAAUUGCAAAAUGCUUGUUCAAUCAAAUUCAUUUUUUCUGCCAAUGGACCUUUUGCACAUUAAGGCCUUUAACUCAAAUUUACUCAAAUAAACAAACAACCAGCUGACUGUCACCAAUCUGAUUGAGUACGUACAAUUUAAGAUAAAUGAUCUAAGGUGUAAUAAAUUGGACCUACAGUAAAUUACAUUUGUAGUAUUGUUUGCUGUUUUCUCCAUUUUUCUGUUUUGUUUAAAAUGUGUAAACAGUAUCGGUUUUUAUGAGCAGAACUGGAUUGUUAAAAGUGGAAUUCGUUGUGUCCCAAACAAAUAAAGCUUAUCAAUAUUUGCCCCUUUUCAAGUUGUAAAAUGGUUAGGUUGGUGUUCACGUUGUUGUCGCUCCGACUUCUGACUGUUGACACUAAUUUUGAUUGGAUGACUUUUUCAGUCUUCAGCUUCAACAGCUCAAGACCUUUCUGCGACUCAUUUCCAUCAUUACAACAUCAUUUUAGGAUUUUGUUAUACAAGUAAUUAUACUUUAUUAUGCAACAUAUUAACUUACCACAUUAUUUUGUACAUUACUGCUUAAUCUAAUUGGGUUGAGAAUAUUUUGAGAAAAAAUAUCCCAGAGAUCAGUGACAAAGUCCAAUUCUGAAGCAUUGAAUAAAAUAUCACAAUGAUAAUUAUUAAUCUGCUAGUGGAUUUACCUGAUUUUAAAACAGGCUGGUAUUUUUUUUAAUUUAAACUUUUGAAUACAGGUCAUCCUGACCAUGUAAGCUCAAAUUCCAGUUAUCCUCUUAUGAGCAUAGCCGUUGAGCAGAAACGCCACUUGUUGGUUAAGCUGUUCAUUUCUAACUUUGCAGGUUUCCUUUUGACAUUAAAGUAUUUUUAGACCAUUACUUAAUUAAAUGUGUUGUGGAUAAUUACACACACGUCUCAUUGCGCAUGUACUGCGCAUACUGUGGAGCUUGUGUUUCAAUGACUUGACACCGAUGUUGACUGCCUGUAACUUGUGAUCUCAACAGAACUGACUGGUCAUUGUAAAAUUCAUCUCUCAUAAAGCCACUCUUGUGUUCUCCACAUCUGAGUCAUUGCAGCACCUUUGGCAUUGUGUGUUGUGAGGAUUUGGUAUAACGGAUAUUGGUCGCACUCAUCAAUGAGGCCUGACAUACGCUGGAUGAUUGGACGGUCAUAGCUCUCUCACACAUGUUAUGAAUUUAUUCAGCAGCUGCACUCAGAGAUGCUAAUGUGUCUUAAAAAUAUAUCGUUUUAACAAUUUGAAAUGUAAUCUGUGAACCUGUAGUAAACCUAAAAUUCAAGUGAGCCAUCAUGGUUUAGAACUAGAAGGAUAUUGACUCUCCCAUUUGGCCUUUAAUUCCCUAUAAUAUAAGGUAACCCUAAUUGUCAUAGGUGAUGCAAUGGCAUCAAAUUAAAGUCCUGUUAAAUACAUUACUUUAACAGAAAAAUUAAGUGAAAAGACAUCUUGUCAUCUUUGUUGCACAUUCAUUGAGGCUGGGUGUCUGUAAUCAUUGGCUAGUCGUUAUUGUGACUGCUCACACAGCAGUUAACCAGUGCAGUGAAGCUGCUGGAUUAAUAGGGUGCUACAGCGCUUUGCUGCACCUCUCUAGGCAUUCCUAUCAUAAUAAUGAUAUUUCACUAGCGCAAGCUUUAAUGUGAAAAUGUUGUUUCCUGGGAACCUUAUUCCAUGCUCAUUUCCUACCUCUAAGAAGUCUUCAGUUUACAUCAGAUUUUUGUUGUAGUAGGGAAACUUUGGGGGUUUUCUGAACCUUUGAGCUUUGAGCUUUUUUUUGGUGGUCACUCCUCGAACAUUUGUGUUGGUGAAACUCUGUCGUCAUGUGUACUCGGUCAUGUAUUGAAAAACCUUCAACAGCUGUGAUUGUUUUUCAUUGAUGCCUCGUGGGUUUCGGAUACAGUGCAGUGUUCAUAUUGGUAAAUUAUCAUGAAAUAACAUAUUGUUAGCGCCACAAUUCAGCUCUGUGUCAGUCAUUUAGAUUUUUUUUUAUUGUAUGAUGCCACAAUUUAAAAUGUAAUAAACUGCCAGAAAAAGUAUGGAAGAUUUUGUGCUGUUACAUCUGAGGUUUCCCUAGAAACAUUUUAACAGCCACAUGUCUGUAAUCUGUUUGAUCUUAGAGUUCUAAAAUACUAGACAUGUUUAUGGUGGAUGUUUAAGGUCACUGGUAUACACGAAACACUUAUUGACUGCAGAAUGUGUACAUAAAUGCAUCCAAAAGGUCUUGAUUUUAGGUCAUGUUUUUUUUUUUCUACACAUCUGAAGCCAAUUCUAAACUUUAACUUUCCAGAGCUUUCCAGACUUUUGGUCUGUGCCUGUCGAACAUUAUAGAGAUUGGGUACGUCCGUAUUUGUUGAUGAAACUAUGUCAGAAAUGUUAUUUUUAAUGUCAUGCAUGAGAUGUUAUGUGGAACUAAAUAGCUGUUGCUUGAGUUUCAAAAGUUUCCUCAGUGAAUUUGAGUGCAGUUGUCUGCUUUUCUCCUACAAGUGUCACCAGCAGCCCUCCCAUGAGGCGAGCCUGUGUUACCUGCUCAGUUGAGGCUGAGGAUAUUCUACUUGUACACAUGGUUUCUGUGUUGAAUAAAACUAUUGUGCCGUGAAUGCCA
Gasterosteus aculeatus aculeatus (three-spined stickleback) is the source of this 4592-nucleotide messenger RNA. The record is from RefSeq and is a predicted model, not a curated record. NCBI's taxonomy places the organism in Eukaryota, Metazoa, Chordata, Actinopteri, Perciformes, Gasterosteidae.